Xiphophorus maculatus (southern platyfish) is the source of this 1016-nucleotide messenger RNA. RefSeq names its product elongation of very long chain fatty acids protein 4-like (gene elovl8a). The record is from RefSeq and is a predicted model, not a curated record. Gene Ontology annotation, biological process: fatty acid elongation, saturated fatty acid; fatty acid elongation, monounsaturated fatty acid; fatty acid elongation, polyunsaturated fatty acid. Gene Ontology annotation, molecular function: fatty acid elongase activity. Lineage: Eukaryota; Metazoa; Chordata; Actinopteri; Cyprinodontiformes; Poeciliidae. The coding region runs from base 53 to 862 and encodes 269 amino acids. Gene Ontology annotation, cellular component: endoplasmic reticulum membrane. The transcript is spliced from 8 exons.
CUUGGCUGAGAUGCAACACUGGGCAGAAAACAGAGUCUGCUAGACCAUCGAAAUGACGGGUAGCAAUGCUGUCACCAAGUGGCAGAAACUCCUAUUAUUCUACCAAGGCAUUCUGGAAAAUGGAGACAAAAGGACAGACAAUUGGCUGCUGGUCUACUCCCCUGUGCCAAUUACCUGUAUAUUCCUGUGCUACCUGAUCACUGUAUGGGCGGGGCCAAAGCUGAUGGCGAACAGGCAGCCCAUCAACCUCAAACCCGUCCUGGUUGUUUACAAUUUUGCCAUGGUCUGCCUGUCUGCCUACAUGUUCUACGAGUUCACAGCAUCAUCUUGGUUGGCCGGUUACAGUUUGUUGUGCCAGCCGGUCGACUACAGCAACAAUCCACUGGCUCUACGGAUGGCCAGAGUUUGCUGGUGGUUUUACUUCUCUAAAGUCAUAGAGCUCAGUGACACGAUAUUUUUCAUUCUGCGGAAGAAGAACAGUCAGCUGACAUUCCUCCACGUCUAUCACCAUGCGACCAUGAUCUUUAACUGGUGGGCCGGGGUUAAAUAUGUAGCCGGGGGUCAGUCUUUUCUGAUUGGUCUGAUCAACACCCUGGUCCACAUAGUCAUGUAUUUGUACUACGGGCUCGCCGCUCUAGGGCCACACAUGAAUAAGUAUCUGUGGUGGAAGCGAUACCUCACUUCUCUGCAGCUGCUGCAGUUUUUCAUCGUCACCACGCACACCGCCUACAACCUGUUUGUCGACUGCAACUUCCCCGACUCCAUGAACGCUGUCGUGUUGGCCUAUUCGCUCAGCCUCAUUGUUCUCUUCAGUAACUUUUACUGCCAAAGCUACCUCACAAAGAAGACCAAAAGCACUUAAGGGACACAAGGGAUGCAAAGAAUAAUCAAGUCAAAGAGAAAUGAAACUGCCUUAAACCAAGAAAACGUGCCAGAAGAGCCAACAGUCGGAUAUGGCCGAAGCUUGAGACGACACAGACUGGAUAUUGGUACAGAGUUCUGUAUUCUACGGUACC